UCAUCACUGUUUUUACCACGUAUACACCGCGUAUUGCGAUCUGUGCGUUAUUCACAUACUCGUUAGGCACAAUUUGUUGACGUAUUACUUGGUACGUGAAAUCGAAUGCAAAUUUAUACAAUGAUAUCGGAUAAUUAAUGUUUUGUACUCGCGGGAUAUUUACGUGGCAGACGUUUGCGACGACAUAACGCAGCAAAAGAGAAGUGGUGGCGAGCCAACUAAGGGAUAAGGAUGAGAACGUACAGAAAUAUAAAUGAUACACCCGAACGUUCGAUUAUAAUCUCUGUAGUACAAAAUGCUGAUCGAAUAAUCCCUUUGACCCUUCUCAUUAUGCGCGUACGGCGCGUUCAAUAAGUCAAGUGGAUCAGGUGCAUGAGAAUUUAAUUUCCAUUGAAUAACACACGCUGCACUCUUAUACGCGCGAGGUAUUUCUACUUGACAAGAAUGGCUGAAUGGCACAGGUGUCCGGAUCAGAUCUACGGAUUAAUCAAUAAAAUCAAUAGAAGCAAGUAUUUAUCGAACAAAAUUACGUAACGUCGUAAGCGCGCACACCUGUGUUUUUUCGAAAGCCUUUCAUCUUGACAAAACGUGCACUGCUUUUGAUGCAGUAUAUGUCUAUAUAUCUAUAUAUAUCGCGUGCGCGAAUGGAAUUUUGGUAUUGCGUUGCCAAGUACUAUCGAAGGAGCUGACCCUGAUUACGAGAUGAAUCGUUGGAUACUCGUUUUCGCGGCGUUAGCUGCUUUGGCUUCGGCUGCCGACUCGGAAAAAAAGAUUGUAUGCUACUUCGGUAGCUGGGCCGUUUACCGACCUUCUGGUGGCAAAUUUGACAUUUCUUACAUUCAGCCGAAUCUUUGCACACACCUGAUCUAUACUUUCGUCGGCAUUAGUACGGAAGGCGACGUCCGAGUUUUAGAUUCGUGGCAAGAUCUUCCCGACAAUUGGGGCAAGGACGGCUUUGGCAGAUUUAAUAAGCUUCGCGAACAGAGCCCCGAGACGAAAACGCUCAUCGCUAUCGGCGGAUGGAACGAGGGAUCCGCCAAAUACUCGGCUGUCGUCGCAAAUCCGACUAUUCGUGCUCGAUUCGUCAAGAACGUCGUUGAAUUUGUAAAGAAAUACAAUUUCGAUGGCUUCGACUUCGAUUGGGAGUACCCGAAUCAGCGUGGUGGGAAGCCGGAGGAUGUGCAAAACUAUAUAAGCGUGCUCAAGGAACUCAGAACCGAAUUCGAUAAACAUGGACUUAUUCUCAGUGCUGCCGUCGCCGCUGCCGAGCCUUCCGCCUCCAAGUCCUACGAUAUCGCCGCAAUGUCCAAAUAUCUGCACUUCAUCAACAUUAUGGCGUAUGAUCUCCAUGGCGCUUGGGAGAAAGUAACCGGUCACAACGCUCCACUUUACAAGCGCAAGGACGAGUCUGGAAAUGAUCUUAAGCUUAACGUCGACGCGUCCGUACGCUAUUGGUUGGACAGUGGCUGUCCGGCCGAGAAACUAAUCCUCGGGGUGCCGUUCUACGGUAGGGCCUUCACUCUCGCCGACAAGAGUCAGAACGGCCUUGGAGCACCUACCACCGGACCUGCUGCUGCCGGCCCGUACACUCGCGAGCGUGGAAUGCUCGGAUACAACGAGAUCUGCGAGUUCUUUAAGCAGGGUGGCUGGACCGUUGUUCGUCACCAAGAGCAUCGCGCUCCAUACGCUUACAAGGGCGAUCAAUGGGUUGGCUACGAUGAUGUAACUUCUCUUACUGAAAAAACUGCCUACAUCAACUCCUUGGGUCUUGGUGGCGCAAUGUUGUGGAGUAUCGAGACUGACGACUUUUUCGGCAACUGCGGCGAAAAGUAUCCUCUGCUGAAAACAUUGAAUGCCGGAUUAAGGGGAGGAGAACUGCCUAAGCCGACUGAGCAACCUCCGCAAACGACGCAACCUCCGCAAACGACGCAACCUCCGCAAACGACCCAACCACCGGUGACUGCACCUCCCAGUGGUAUUUGCAAGAAGGAAGGCUAUGUCCGCGAUGAACAAGAUUGCAGCGUAUUCUAUCUGUGCUACAAUGUCAAUGGCGUUUACCAAAUACAAAAAUUCACGUGCUCAAGUGGAACAGUCUUCGAUCCUCGAAUCAAUGGUUGUAAUCACAAACAUCUUGUUGACGGAUGCCACUAAUUAUAACGAUAAUAAACGGUAACAGAGUACCGUGCUAUGUAACGCUUCUACGAUGUUACCUUACCACUUGUCAUACAGCCUGAAACAUAAUAAACAGAUGUGUUUUUACGCUC
Messenger RNA from Temnothorax curvispinosus, 2264 nucleotides. Its product is annotated as chitinase-3-like protein 1. NCBI's taxonomy places the organism in Eukaryota, Metazoa, Arthropoda, Insecta, Hymenoptera, Formicidae. The record is from RefSeq and is a predicted model, not a curated record. Bases 703 to 2151 code for a protein of 482 amino acids. Gene Ontology annotation, molecular function: chitin binding; chitinase activity. Gene Ontology annotation, cellular component: extracellular region. The transcript is spliced from 6 exons. Gene Ontology annotation, biological process: carbohydrate metabolic process; chitin catabolic process.